GAUGCUGCUGUCACCGGCUUCUCGGGCUCCCGCGGAGCCGCGAGUUUCCGCAGGCGGGCGGCGGCGGCGGCGGCGGCGGCGGCGGCCGGGCCGGUCUGCGGUCUGUGCUGGGAGUCACUGCUACUCACAGCGGAAGGAAUGCCUUUUCUCCAUUUGCACAAAAUGAGCGUGAGGUGGUUAACCAGACCAGGAGCUCAGCCUCACUCUGAGUCCAGACUACUGCUCUGAUGCCGAAAGGGAGGCAGAAAGUGCCACACUCAGAUGCCCCCCUGGGCCUGCCCACGGGCCUCUGGCUGGAGUUAGCUGGGCUCUUGCUGCUGCUUCCCUGGGUUAUGGGCCUGGUGGGGGCAGGUGGGCCCGGGGCCCAGGGCCCCAGGGGGCUAAGCUGGGCAGUGCGUCUGGACGGUCCGGAAGGUGAGGGUGCAGAGGAGUCGCUGGAACAGCGGGCAGAUGCUCUGGCCCAGGCGACGGGGCUGAUGAACGCGGGGCGCAUUGGGGAGCUCCAGGGGCACUACCUCUUGGUCCAGCCAGCGGGGCAUCGCCAGGCCCGGCAGGUCGAGGCCGUCCGGCAGCAGGUGGAGGCCGUGUUGGCCAGGCACGAAGCUGUGCGCUGGCACUCAGAACAGAGGCUGCUCAAGCGGGCCAAGCGCAGCGUCCACUUCAAUGACCCCAAGUACCCGCAGCAGUGGCACCUGAAUAACCGGCGGAGCCCCGGCAGGGACAUCAAUGUGACGGGUGUCUGGGAGCGCAAUGUCACCGGGCGCGGGGUGACCGUGGUGGUCGUGGAUGACGGCGUGGAGCACACCAUCCAGGACAUCGCACCCAACUACAGCCCUGAGGGCAGCUAUGACCUCAACUCUAAUGACCCUGACCCCAUGCCCCACCCAGACUUGGAGAAUGGCAACCACCACGGCACGCGGUGCGCAGGCGAGAUUGCUGCUGUGCCCAACAACAGCUUCUGUGCGGUGGGAGUGGCGUUCGGGAGCCGCAUAGCAGGUAUCCGAGUACUGGAUGGACCCCUGACAGACAGCAUGGAGGCUGUGGCGUUCAAUAAGCACUAUCAGAUCAACGACAUCUACAGCUGCAGCUGGGGACCAGAUGAUGACGGGAAGACAGUGGACGGCCCCCACCAGCUGGGCAAGGCCGCCUUGCAGCACGGGGUGAUCGCUGGCCGCCAGGGCUUUGGGAGCAUCUUUGUGGUGGCCAGUGGCAAUGGGGGCCAGCACAACGACAACUGCAACUACGAUGGCUACGCCAACUCCAUCUACACCGUCACCAUAGGUGCUGUGGACGAGGAGGGACGAAUGCCUUUCUACGCAGAGGAGUGUGCCUCCAUGCUGGCGGUCACCUUCAGCGGCGGGGAUAAGAUGCUCCGGAGCAUCGUGACCACCGACUGGGACCUUCAGAAGGGCACUGGCUGCACCGAGGGCCACACGGGGACCUCGGCCGCUGCGCCCCUGGCGGCUGGCAUGAUAGCCCUGAUGCUGCAGGUGCGGCCCUGCCUUACGUGGCGUGAUGUCCAGCACAUCAUAGUCUUCACAGCCACCCGGUAUGAGGACCGCCAUGCAGACUGGAUCACCAAUGAGGCCGGCUUCAGCCACAGCCACCAGCACGGAUUCGGCCUGCUCAACGCUUGGAGACUUGUGAAUGCCGCCAAGGUCUGGACGUCUGUCCCUUACUUAGCUUCCUACGUCAGCCCUGUGUUGAAAGAGAACAAGGCAAUCCCACUGUCCGCUCGCCCCCUGGAGGUGCUGUGGAAUGUCAGCAGGAUGGACCUGGACAUGUCGGGGCUGAAGACCCUGGAGCACGUGGCCGUGACUGUCUCCAUCACCCACCCACGACGUGGCAGCUUGGAAGUGAAGCUCUUUUGCCCCAGUGGCAUGAUGUCCCUUAUCGGCGCCCCCCGCAGCUUGGACUCGUACGUACUUGUGCCCCUGCCUCCUGAGCUCUCUUUGCAGCGAGGGCCUUGUCCAGGAGAAGAUCUGGGAGGAGUAGACACUCGCCUCGCCCUAAGCUCCCCUGGUGCCGGCUUUGUGACCUGCUUUGUUCGAGUGCUUACAGCGUGCUCGGCACUGCACUUCACGGAUCCCAACGGCUUCAAUGACUGGACCUUCUCCACGGUGCGGUGCUGGGGGGAGAGGGCAAAAGGGACCUACAGACUCGUCAUCAGGGAUGUAGGAGACAAGACAUCCCAAGCCGGUGUCCUCCGGCAAUGGCAGCUUAUCCUGUAUGGCUCUGUGUGGAGUCCAGUAGACAUCAGAGACAGACAGAGGCUACUAGAAAGCGCCAUGAGUGGGAAAUACCUGCACGACAGCUUCACGCUGCCCUGCCCGCCCGGGCUGAACAUCCCCGAUGAAAACGGUUACACCAUCACCCCCAACACUCUCAAGACCCUGGUGCUGAUUGGCUGCUUCACCAUCUUCUGGACCAUUUACUACCUGCUGGAAGUAUACUUGAGCCAGAGGAACGUGGCCUUUCGCCCAGUUUGUCGGAGUGGACCGUGCCACCGGCCCCAGCGAAGCCAGAAAGCCAAGGAGGAGGGGACAGAACUAGAAUCAGUGCCCCUUUGCAGCAGCCAGGAUCCAGACGGAGCGGGGCUGGAGAGCGAGGGCUCUCCCACCACCUCAGGGCUCCACGCCCCUGACCUGCUGGGUCAGGGGGACUGGAGCCUGUCCCAGAGCAGGGGUGCCCUGGAUGUCCCUCAGCUCCUGCCCCCAGACCUGCUGCAGGGGAAGGAGGCGCAGAUGUGCUGACCUGGGACCUGACAGCCACCGUGGGACGGGCUUUCACUUCCUAAGACUGUAGGAGUGUGGAAAGCUGCUUCCUAGUCCUGGGAGCUCUGGGCAGAAAGCAGUCUGGGUGCUUCCAGCUGGGACCAGAGGCCUGAAGACGCCCUUGGCUAAAGACCACGCUCAGGGAGGGCACGGGCCUGCAGAAGGUCCAGUCAGCAGAACAGCGGUGCCAGAGAACAGGCUGGCAACAGCCACGGAGCCUUCCUCCAACAGAGUAGGAGCUUUAGGUGAGAAGGUCUCGGACGACGGCUUAGGGCUUCCACUGGGCCAGCCUCCAUCCUUGCUUCUCCAGGGCAGGCCAGCAGUGUGGGUCACCUAGACCCUCAGCACGCAUGGCCAGGAGAGCAUCUCAGCAGAAAUGUCACUGGGGUCCCUUGGGAAGAGGGCUUAGGGGUGGAAGCUGGAAAGAGCCCCCCGGAUAUGCCUGUCCGUGUAACGACCCCUGGGCCAGAAACAGCUGCCCUUCCCUCUCUGCCCCUCACCAUCGAGCCUCAGCCUUGGACUUGGCCAUGUUGGUUUGGCAGUCAGCCCCCAACUCAGCACAUGUGCCCUGAAAGCAGCUGCCUGCAUCAGUCCUGAUCAGCAGAAGCCCACCUUGAGCACGCCCCGACCCCUUCGUCCUGAAUGACCAGUACAAUGCACCUGGCAGGGCUGUGGACAGGCACGGCCCCAAGCCCAGGCCGCUCCACCGGGGCAUCUUCAGCAGGUCUGCCGCCGCCCCAUCUUCCUCUGCAAAGUACUCAGGGAAAUGGCCGUGCCCACCGGAGGCCGGCCGGCUGCCUGGCGGGCUACGACUCCCUCCCAUUCUUGGCCUCCUCCCCUCUGAGCGAGUUGGUUGAUUGGAACUUUCUUUUUUUUUUAAUGCUUACGAUUUGGUUUUCUCUUUCCACAGCAACAUUUUGUUGAAUUUUUUCGGCACAGCUUUUCCAAAAUAAAAACCUUCC
This is a messenger RNA of Budorcas taxicolor (takin), 3736 nucleotides long. RefSeq names its product proprotein convertase subtilisin/kexin type 7 (gene PCSK7). Lineage: Eukaryota; Metazoa; Chordata; Mammalia; Artiodactyla; Bovidae. Gene Ontology annotation, biological process: protein processing. The transcript is spliced from 17 exons. Gene Ontology annotation, cellular component: trans-Golgi network; Golgi membrane. Bases 228 to 2753 code for a protein of 841 amino acids. The record is from RefSeq and is a predicted model, not a curated record. Gene Ontology annotation, molecular function: serine-type endopeptidase activity.